Messenger RNA from Geodia barretti, 518 nucleotides. NCBI's taxonomy places the organism in Eukaryota, Metazoa, Porifera, Demospongiae, Tetractinellida, Geodiidae. The record is from the annotation of a GenBank genome assembly.
AGGAGGUGUGGUAUGUGGUGUUGGAGAGCCUGCACCAUAUGCUUUUGCCGAUGUUGCAGUGGGAUAAGGAAGGUGUACAAGCAGCAACUUCUGAGUUUCCAGCUCAUCAUUAUACCAGUAGACAAUGCACUGCUCUGGAAACUAUGCUAGAGAUAUUAAGGGAUUUCUUCGCUGAAGGGGGCCAAGUUCAAAUAAAACCAGCUACCCUCGACCGUGGUAUUACUCAAUUAAAAGGGAUCAUUUGCUUAUACAGGCAAACCACAGACAUGAUCAUAUCAGACUAUAUUGCUGACUCAAAUCAAAGACUACAGAAUACUGAUGCUUCCUGUGGAGAAGUAUCAAUGGAGAUUGAUGCCUACCAUCAUCCUGCAACAGGAGAAUUAGAGGGUACUAUCAGAGGUAUGAAUGUUUUAUUUUAGUAAAGGGCAACCCUUGUUCUAUUCAGUUUUAGUGCAAAGCUCACUCGAAUUUACCAACCACAUUUGAUAGUACUAGGUUCCGCACAAACCGCGUAAGUU